Molecule: messenger RNA, 1870 nt
Organism: Ooceraea biroi (clonal raider ant)
Lineage: Eukaryota; Metazoa; Arthropoda; Insecta; Hymenoptera; Formicidae
Gene: CSN3
Product: COP9 signalosome subunit 3
Biological process (GO): ubiquitin-dependent protein catabolic process
Cellular component (GO): COP9 signalosome
Source: RefSeq, a predicted model, not a curated record
GUUCAAACGUCAUCUCGGUACGCUCGCGCACGCACGUAAUUUCUGUAAAUAGAGCCGACUGUCGACCGUCGAUCGGAGCUGGUGAUGACAAGCGAGCGUUCACAGCAAUGGCAUCGGCAUUGGAGCAAUUUGUAAAUAAUGUGCGAACACUCUCGAAACAAGGCAAUUUCAGGGAGCUGUGUGAAAUUAUAAAUAAAAGCUCCGAAGUGCUGACAAAAAAUGGACAGCACUUGGACAAUGUCCUGGAAACGCUAGAUCUGCAACAACACUCGCUGGGCAUUCUCGCAGUGCUUUGCGCAAAAUUUUCACUGCCCAAUCCCAAUGGUGGAAACAAUGCCGAUGUAAACAAACCGUUGUUCAAUCAGGUUCAGGAGUUUAUUAUUGGCUGUAACGGAGAACAAGUUCGAUUUGCGCCAGACACGUAUGCGGAAUUGUGUCACCUGUUAACACAGAGCUUAGUAGAAUUGAAAGCACCGUUGCGUGGAAUUGAAUUACUGCGCCGUGCGAUACGCAAGAUACAACUGUUUGACAGCCAGUUGACUUCGAUACACGCCGAUCUUUGCCAACUGUGUCUCCUGUCCAAGUGUUUUAAACCGUCUCUUGAGUUCCUCGAUAUAGACAUCACGGGCAUCAGUCAGGAGGGGGGCCAGUUUGAUUCGAAAUACUUCUUACUGUAUUACUACUAUGGUGGCAUGAUAUAUACAGCAUUGAAGAAUUAUGAUCGAGCGUUAUACUUCUUCGAGGUAUGCGUGACGACACCCGCGAUGGCAGUCAGUUACAUCAUGCUGGAGGCCUACAAAAAAUACAUCUUGAUCUCACUGAUAUUACAUGGGAAAGUACUGAACCUACCUAGGUACACGAGCCAAGUGAUCAACAGAUACAUCAAGCCGUUGAGCCAGCAAUAUCAGGAAUUGGCGACAGCCUACCUAGUCAACAGCUGCGACGAAGUGCAGAGCCUGAUCACCAAGUAUCAGCAACUGUUUGUAAGGGAUCACAAUCUGGGCCUCGUGAAGCAAGUGCUUGCUUACUUGUACAAGAAGAAUAUACAGAGAUUGACCAAGACUUUCCUGACGCUUAGCUUGAGCGACGUCGCGAGUAGAGUUCAAUUGUCGGGACCCGCCGAAGCGGAAAAAUACAUCCUAAACAUGAUCGAAGAUGGUGAAAUUUUUGCGACUAUUAAUCAGAAGGAUGGUAUGGUAGUGUUCCACGACGAUCCUGAGAAAUACAAUUCACCGCAAAUGCUAGCAAACUUUGAGAAGGAAAUGGCGACAUGUACGGAGCUAGACAAGCGAGUAAUGGAAAUGGAGGAAGAAGUCGUCCUCACGCCGCAAUACGUUCGUAAAGCUUGCGGACAGAACGAUCAGGACGAUCAAACCGCUGGGCCUGCACCAACGAAUGUCACAAAUGCGCAGAGUCAAAUUAAACAGAAUACUUAUUCGAUGUAACAUAUACAUGUCGUUGUGCGUUAUCUUUAUUAAAAAAAAAUAAUGAAAAAUGAUGUGUACGUGUAUGAUGGCAGAUCUUGUUACGAAUCAGGACUUACAUUUGAAAGCUUGUUUUGGAUGGUAAUAGCAGUUAGAAGAAUAUCGUCGUGAUCCACGCGUCGCCUAUUUUAUAGAAAUAUUUAAAGAUAAGAGUUAGAGGGGUUAGAUUGUACAAUAUAUGUAUGUACGCGCGCGCACACAAGCACACACAUACGUUACAGAGAUUUUGUUUCAUCUUAUAUUAAUAAAUUAUACCAUGAUAUUAAAUUAAUUGUUCAUAAUCCACAGCAAACAUGAUCGUUCACUUAUCAAAAUCUCUAUAACGUGUAUAAAUUUUCUUAUUUAUGUGAGAAUUGAGCUUAUACAUACAUAAAUACAUACAUAAA